Molecule: messenger RNA, 669 nt
Organism: Austrofundulus limnaeus
Lineage: Eukaryota; Metazoa; Chordata; Actinopteri; Cyprinodontiformes; Rivulidae
Product: olfactory receptor 2T11-like
Exons: 3
Coding region: 1-669 (222 amino acids)
Biological process (GO): G protein-coupled receptor signaling pathway; detection of chemical stimulus involved in sensory perception of smell
Cellular component (GO): membrane
Molecular function (GO): olfactory receptor activity; odorant binding; G protein-coupled receptor activity
Source: RefSeq, a predicted model, not a curated record
AUGAACGUGUCAGCUGCCAAUGUGACCUUGGUUGCAGAGUAUCGGGAUUCCUUCACCAAAGCUGUCAUCAAGAAUGUCAUWGUUGUGCUUCUCAGCCUUUUCAUCAAUUACAUCAAUGCAGGACUCAUUUAUACCUUCUGUGAACAUCAGAUCUUYAACUCAAACCCUCGGUACAUCCUGUUUGUCCACUUGGUGGUCAACGAUAUGAUCCAAGUUUCAUUGACCGUCGCACUUUUCAUCAUCAGCUACAUCCUCUACAAGAUACCUGUUUUUGUCUGCUGCAUGCUAAUGUUGUUUACCAUCGUCACCACUGAAAACAGCCCCUUGAACCUGGCCUGCAUGGCGAUGGAGUGCUACGUCGCCAUCUGCAUCCCUCUUCGUCAUCCUCAGAUCUGCACCAUCAAGAGAACAAGGAUACUGAUUGGUUUCAUCUGGCUGACCACCACUUCCUUUGUUUUUCUUGAUCUCUUCCAGACUUUGGCCAUUGAGCCUUUGGACUUCUUUAGAUCUAACAUAUUUUGUGUCAGAGAAGCAGCUUUUCGAAAUCCCAGCAUCAUUGAACGGAGGAGUAUUACCUAUAUUACAUAUCUGUGUCUAGUAUGGUGUGUUCUCUUUUACACUUAUUUUAAAAUUAUGUUUUCAGCAAGAAGCAUUCACACUAGCAUCUAG